CCUCAGCUAGACGGUGGAAGCUUCGGGCAGAGACAUUGUUGACGUUUUGUUUUGAUCGCUUUUGUCUGGAUUUUUGGACGUUUCUCCGACGUUAUCCGCUGAUUUAGAAGCCCGCAUUUCGACUCGACCAUCACGCCUCAGUGCGGGGAUCCAGCAAAGAUGAAAUGGAUGUUUAAAGAGGACCAUUCCCUCGAGCACCGAUGUGUGGAGUCAGCCAAAAUACGCAACAAAUAUCCUGACAGAGUACCGGUGAUAGUGGAGAAGGUUUCUGGCUCUCAGAUAGUGGACAUUGAUAAGAGGAAGUACCUGGUGCCCUCUGACAUCACAGUGGCCCAGUUCAUGUGGAUCAUCAGGAAACGCAUCCAGCUGCCUUCAGAGAAAGCCAUCUUCCUCUUCGUCGACAAAACUGUCCCCCAGUCCAGUCUGACUAUGGGCCAACUGUACGACAAGGAGAAGGAUGAGGACGGCUUUCUGUACGUGGCCUACAGCGGAGAAAACACCUUCGGUUACGAGGCCUUUUAUACAACACGGGGUUAAUGCUUCACUGAAUUCCAGUGUCUCUCUCUCACUCUCACACACACACACACACACACACACACACAGAGCAGGGCCUGACAUAUAGUGGUGUACAAUCUUUCAGACAUUGGUCUUUACAUGUGUUACACUAAGUAAUGCACCUACACACUUGGUACAGUCAUUUAUGGUCAAUUUUUGAUACUAGAAAACACAUUUUGGGUGAAAAUUAACUACACCAAAAUGCUACGGUGAACAAAUUACUUUGGCAGGCUCAGACGAUCAUUAGUUUUCAAGAAACGCUUGACUUUAAUGGUUGGUCUUUUUACUGUUUAAAAGUCAGUUGUAGAGAGAAUUAUCUUUAACACUGCCGUAAAAUUUGAACAAAAAUCACCACACAUUAGAGGCACGUGAGAUGUCAUUAUUUUUCCACGUAUUGACAUCUGUGUUCGAGUAAUAAUAAUAAAAAAACUCCUUUACAGUCUGGUACACACACACCAAUCAUCACACAUUACCCAGUCAUGCUAUUUUAUUUUCUUUCAGUCCAGAUCUGUUGUCACAGUUAUCUGUAUUCUGCUGAAGUGAGAAAGAAACCAUAUAAUCAUGUGACUAGAAUCAUUAACAACAUUAUGGAUGUAUCAUCAUAUAAAAACUUCAGUAACUUAAAUUCCACAGGUACACUCAGCGCUAUGAUAGGCUAUGAGAACGACUGGAAGCGUAUGAAAGAAUGCAGCUCAUGCUAUGGAGACGGUGAAUGAUGGCGCUCAGGGCCGGGGACUAGCACCACCCCCUGGGAUGUUACUGAGUGCUUCCCAGCCUGGCUGGUAUGUUUUUGCACAUUAAGUUGGCUGAAUAGAUGUGAGCGCCACCCAGGAUUCAGACUCAUGAUGCCAACAGUAAGCCAUACAAAAACAGAACAAGAAAUACAACACUUGACUUGAAGUUUAUCGGUCGUGUAUUGUACUAUUUUUAUGUUGUCAUCUGAAAAUUCAAACCACCGAAAAGGAAAACACACUCCUUUUCCUUUUCUGACAUUAGGAAUCUGUAACAUUCUGUCCAAGAGAUACUGAGUGAUGAAGUGUUGCACCUAACCCAUUCUCCCUCAGCCUGUGUUGUGCACCCUCUUAUCAGUCAGUGGUUUCCUACACUCCCCAGAAUGCCUUUAGACAACCUCAAACAUUAUGACUCAUCAAACAACGAAUGGUAUGAAAAAUGGCUGCAUUCCAUUUAGGUGUUUUGUUCUAAGUUUCUGGAACUAGUGUCAUUUAUUCAGACACACCUAAAUGGAGUCAAGCCAUUGUUCGUUUUUUCUGCUAGUCAGAAUGUCUGCAGUGAAAAAGGUUUAUUGAAAGUCAGACUCAGUCAGUUGUAUUUCUACUGAUGAUGAUAAAAUAUUGCAGUGCAUAAUAUCAUGGUCUCCAGUUAUAACACUGUGAUGCCUUAGUUCUGCCAUUGUUGGUUGGUGCAUGAUUAAUGGGAAAAUCAACCCAAACUUAAAUGACUUUUUAUUAGUUUAGCAAUGGAUCACGUGUCAUGUGAAAAGGGUCACUUGAAGUGAUCAACCCAGAGAGCCUGUUUCAGUUCAUUGUUUUGGUUUGCCGGUCCACAGUCCUCAUAUCAACCUACUAUCCCGGUGUCACAGGCAGCUGUUUUCAAUGUAAGGGUCUGAAAAACCUACAGCACACUACCUGUCUAGCAACAAACAGCAGCAGGACAAAGUUAGUGAUUAGCUGGUGACAUUAGUGGUGUAUUUUGCGGUCAAGGAGACAAACUUUUUUGUUAGUAGUACAUAAAGUCAUCAGAACACCAAUGCCACUCCAAAUAAAUUUUUGCGUUACUCUGGGUGUGUGAAUAAACAGGCGUUGCAGCCAAGUCAUGUCGUCCUUUUUAAAAAGGCAUUCUGGAAAAUCUGGAAAUCCCAUCCUGCAGCAAAGGUAGAUAAAGCGGAUCAGACAGUAAUUCAGUAUGUUCCUGGAAUGACUGUGUCAUGAGAUACACAGUAUUUGACCCUCUCCCUGCCCAUUAUAUCUUGGUUAGAAUUAGAAUUUUAGUGAUUAAACUACAUGACUGUCAGUGGAGAUGCUGGUUAAUAAAAUCAGUGAAAAUGUAUUUUAAGUGUUCAGAUUGCUUGCGAAUGAUUAAAUACGCAUUUAAUGUGCUUACAAUGAACCCUCUAUAAGGACCACAGUAAGAAUAUAUCAAUGCAAUUCAGGUCUCAUAAACUCAAGUGAAGAGUCGCUCACAUCUUUGGCUGCACAGGUUUCCGAGUUCUAAAGUCAAAGCCACUUGUUAGCUUUCCUCUCUUCACUCAGAUCACUCUGAAGCUGACAUUUUGGCUGCAGCUGUAGUCUUUGGUGCUGAAUCAGAGUAAGACUUCUGGUGUGUUUCCGCCCUUUACUUGACUCAUUCAGACAUUCAUAUUCGUGCACCACAAAGCUAAUUCAGGCUUUUAAACAUGGUAUGUAGAUGUGUAAUAUAUUGAUGGAAUGCUAUGAUAUUCAGUAUUGUGUUAUUUCAUCAGUGUUGUAUGAUUGUUAAAUAUAUCUUGAAGACAUAAAUGAAUUUUAGAUAUUUGAAAAGGGUAAGGUAGCUGGAAGACCUGACCAAUAAAAAUGAAUGUAA
Chelmon rostratus (copperband butterflyfish) is the source of this 3135-nucleotide messenger RNA. RefSeq names its product GABA(A) receptor-associated protein like 2 (gene gabarapl2). The transcript has 4 exons. Lineage: Eukaryota; Metazoa; Chordata; Actinopteri; Chaetodontiformes; Chaetodontidae. The record is from RefSeq and is a predicted model, not a curated record. Bases 160 to 537 code for a protein of 125 amino acids. Gene Ontology annotation, biological process: macroautophagy; cellular response to nitrogen starvation; autophagy of mitochondrion. Gene Ontology annotation, molecular function: ubiquitin protein ligase binding. Gene Ontology annotation, cellular component: autophagosome membrane; cytosol; autophagosome.